AUGGUCCUCUCCUUUAUCCUAAUCCAAAACCGGCAAGGCAAGACGCGACUCGCGAAAUGGUACGCACCGUAUAACGACGAAGAGAAGAUAAAGCUCAAAGGCGAGGUGCACCGACUCGUCGCGCCGCGCGACCAGAAAUACCAAUCUAACUUCGUCGAGUUCCGGCAGAACAAGAUCGUGUACCGGCGGUACGCGGGGCUCUUCUUCUGCGCGUGCGUCGACGCCAACGAUAACGAGCUGGCGUUUCUGGAGGCUAUACAUUUCUUCGUCGAGGUGCUGGAUAGCUUUUUCGGGAAUGUGUGUGAGCUGGAUUUGGUGUUUAAUUUUUACAAGGUUUACGCGAUUCUAGAUGAAGUGUUCCUAGCAGGCGAGAUUGAAGAGACGAGUAAACAAGUUGUGUUGACGCGGUUGGAGCACCUGGAUAAACUGGAAUAG
Messenger RNA from Lachnellula hyalina, 435 nucleotides. RefSeq names its product AP-2 complex subunit sigma (gene APS2). Gene Ontology annotation, cellular component: intracellular membrane-bounded organelle; AP-2 adaptor complex. The transcript is spliced from 4 exons. Lineage: Eukaryota; Fungi; Ascomycota; Leotiomycetes; Helotiales; Lachnaceae. The record is from RefSeq and is a predicted model, not a curated record. Bases 1 to 435 code for a protein of 144 amino acids. Gene Ontology annotation, biological process: protein transport; clathrin-dependent endocytosis. Gene Ontology annotation, molecular function: clathrin-cargo adaptor activity.